Molecule: messenger RNA, 1061 nt
Organism: Eutrema salsugineum
Lineage: Eukaryota; Viridiplantae; Streptophyta; Magnoliopsida; Brassicales; Brassicaceae
Product: ADP-ribosylation factor 1-like 2
Exons: 7
Coding region: 227-805 (192 amino acids)
Biological process (GO): vesicle-mediated transport; intracellular protein transport
Cellular component (GO): cytoplasm
Molecular function (GO): GTP binding; GTPase activity
Source: RefSeq, a predicted model, not a curated record
GUCGGAAGUAAUAAUAAUCAUAAUUUGAAGGAAAAAUGGAAAUCAAUGGAAUAUGAAUAUUCAGUUUGAAGACUUGUUCCUGAAAUCCUUUGGACCUGAACGCAAUCUCUCUGAUAUUUCGUUACCUUCUCGAAAUCGAUCUUCAAUCGUCUGAUUUUCUCUUUCUGUCUGGCGCGAAUAUAAGGAAUAAAUUGUUGCGGAGAGUUUUUUUUUGGGUCUCGGAGCGAUGGGUCAAGCUUUUCGUAAGCUAUUCGAUACUUUCUUCGGCAAUCAAGAAAUGAGGGUCGUUAUGCUGGGGCUGGAUGCUGCUGGCAAAACAACUAUUCUCUACAAACUUCACAUAGGAGAAGUUUUGUCAACUGUUCCCACGAUUGGAUUUAAUGUUGAGAAAGUUCAGUACAAGAAUGUGAUGUUCACAGUUUGGGAUGUUGGUGGCCAAGAGAAACUGAGACCUCUUUGGAGGCACUACUUCAAUAAUACUGAUGGACUUAUAUACGUGGUGGACUCUCUGGACCGAGAGAGGAUUGGGAAAGCAAAGCAAGAAUUUCAGGAGAUCAUAAAAGACCCAUUCAUGCUCAACAGUAUCAUUCUGGUUUUUGCAAACAAACAAGACAUGAGAGGGGCCAUGUCACCGAGAGAAGUAUGUGAAGGGUUAGGCUUAUUUGAUCUCAAGAACAGGAAAUGGCACAUACAAGGAACUUGUGCCCUCCGUGGAGACGGGCUUUAUGAGGGCUUAGACUGGUUAUCAUCUACGCUUAAAGAUGUCAAAGCCGCUGGAUUCACGUCCGUUGGACCCUCGUUUUGACUCUUUCAGGUAUUAAAACAGUAAUCACGAAAUCAGAAUACUUUUGUUAAGGAAAGAAUUAUCUUCUUCUCAUGGUGGCUCUAUUAUAGAUUCAAUUAGGCUACGUUUUGAUUUUGUAUCAUGCUGCCAUGAGAGCUUCAUUGUAUAUUCUGUUGAAGAAAUAUUGUACCCAUGUGAAAACCUUCCAUUUUGUGUCAUCAUUGUCCGCUUUGAUAUCAUCAUUUUAUUUCUAUAACAAAAGAAAUUUUUUCUUAUA